UAUAUAAUCUACAGAUAUUUGCGAUGCAGGUUCUACAGAAGUCUUUUUUGUCAUGGUCGAGGUAGAAUUGUUGAUAGUAUUUUUGUACCUGUAACUAUUCACAACCACGCACCAGAUGCAGAUUUAAAUAUAACAGACCGUUUUCUAAUAAAUUUCGAAGACGCUUGUAGAACACAAUUUCAAAGUUCACAAGCGAUUUACAACUAUCUAUCAAUCAUGUAAGCGGCUAUUGUUCUAUUACAGCUUAUUAAUGUGUUUGAAUGGUUUAAAUUUGUAUGCAUUUAAGACAUCGAGAAGCAGCAUUAAUUUAUUCGUUCAAAAAGUCUUACCACAUAUGAGACGAUGGCGAAACAAUAGAGAUUUCCGGGCUGUUUUAUCUAUCGAUCAGUUACAUGAAACAAUCAAUCAAACUAUAUAUGGCCAGUUGAUGGUUCAUAAUAAUGGCGGAAUACGAAUGCAAAUAGUUUGGACAAAUAUAAUGAAUGAAAUUGUUGGAGCAACUUUCACAGAUAAUCAACUAUCUUCAAUCAUCACUACAAAUAAUGAACCACUUUUCAUUACGAUAAAUCAAUCUCACAUUCCACACGCGAUGAAUAUUGUUCCAAAUUUAGCGAUAAUUGUUAAACAUCGAAAUUAUGUAAGUUUGCCAUUAGUUUUGUUUGAUAAUGUGUUUGAUUUUGUGAAAAAAGAUGGAGUUAUGUGUAACAUAAAUAUGUGUAAAAUACCACACAUGUAGAUUAUGCUCCUGUCAAAUUAUAUUACAAUUUUAACGAAAAUGUCUACCUGAUCUUAAAAAACGUAUUCGAUGAUGAAACAAUGUUGAAAGGAAAAUUUUAUUCACAUUGGAAUAUAUGUUAAUUUGGUAUGAAGUAAGUAAAAUUUUCUGUCAUUGAAAAAUAGGUUAUUUGAUGAUGUCGUUUUAUCUUAGAUAAUUCUUGAAAAAGCAGUAACAUUAAAUAUUGAG
Molecule: messenger RNA, 964 nt
Organism: Chelonus insularis
Lineage: Eukaryota; Metazoa; Arthropoda; Insecta; Hymenoptera; Braconidae
Exons: 2
Coding region: 251-736 (161 amino acids)
Source: RefSeq, a predicted model, not a curated record